AUGAAUGAUGCGUCCAAUGGGGUGGCAGCAUGCACGUACUCGACCCAGCAGAUCUUCCCGGACGGCAGCUUCGUCGCGAUCGGCGGCCGCCGCCAAUACAGCUACGAAUACGUGCUGCCCAAAGGCCAAUCCAAGCCCACCAACUACAAGCUAUCGAUCCCCUUCCUCAAAGAGACCACGGAAGAGAGGGAAUACAGCAACCGACAGAACUCAACAAUCUGGGACAAUGGCGACAACCUUGCACUCUUGCUCGAUAAGGUCUCAUGUUCUGCGAUACAAACAAACAAAGAGUUUCUGUUUGGAAGUAUAGAAAUGCAAAUAAAACUGGUUCCAGGGAAUUCAGCUGGCACUGUUAUUGCAUACUAUAUGCCAUCAACCGGAAGCAAGCAUGAUGAGAUAGACUUCGAGUUCCUGCGAAAUUUAUCUGGACAACCUUACAUCAUUCACACAAAUAUUUUCACCCAAGGUGUAGGAAAUAGGGAGCAGCAAUUCUACCCUUGGUUCAACCCGACUUCUGAUUUCCACAACUACACCAUAUAUUGGAACCCAAGUCAGAUUGUGUGGUUUGCUGAUGGGCUUCCAAUCCGAGAUUUCAGAAAUUAUGAAAGAUUUGGGAUUCCAUUAGCGAGCAAGCAAUCAAUGAGAGGCUACUCAAGCCUAUGGAAUGCUGAUGAUUGGGCAACUAGAGGUGGCCUGAUAAAGAUUGACUGGAAAAAUGCACCAUUUAUAGCUAGAUACCACCAGCUCAGUCUGAGAACUUGCACAUGGACUGGACCGGCCAGACAGCAUCAGCCAACGUGCUCAAACUACCCCCAUGCUAACUGGUGGGCUUCACCUUUAUACGGUAAGCUGAAUGAUGUGCAGAAAGUUCAGCUGAACUGGGUCAGAGAAAACUUCAUGAUCUAUGACUACUGCAAAGAUACCAAGAGAUUCAAUGGACAAUUCCAACCUGAGUGUAAGAGAUAA
Molecule: messenger RNA, 966 nt
Organism: Elaeis guineensis (African oil palm)
Lineage: Eukaryota; Viridiplantae; Streptophyta; Magnoliopsida; Arecales; Arecaceae
Source: RefSeq, a predicted model, not a curated record